Dufourea novaeangliae is the source of this 634-nucleotide messenger RNA. Its product is annotated as E3 ubiquitin-protein ligase RNF4-like. The transcript has 3 exons. The record is from RefSeq and is a predicted model, not a curated record. Bases 192 to 629 code for a protein of 145 amino acids. Lineage: Eukaryota; Metazoa; Arthropoda; Insecta; Hymenoptera; Halictidae.
AUCACUACAGUUGAUGAUUCAAACACGUUGGUUCGUAAAAGAAGUGAAGCAACAAAAAGUUUUUCAAAUUUGUCUGUGCUGAUUAAUAAAUUGCUGCAAUUUAAUUUUUACACUAUUUAAUAUAUUUUGUUCUGUAAUUAAUAAAAGAAACGAUCUCUGUUACGGAAAAACGGUUAAAAUAACACGGAAAUAUGACAGACCCUAUAGAUAUUAUUGAUUUAACAGUAGACUCACCAGUAGUGCCUAAAACAUUAAGAUUGCGAAGUAUCAAUAUUGACACAGUGUCUAAUAACAGUACAACAUCACAGCUUCAGGAUUCUAUCAUAGAAAUAGUGGAUGAGAACAUAUGCAAUAAGGCACAAUCAACAGAAAUUAUAGACUUAGAUAAUGUUAAUUUACCUAAAAAUAUUAACAUUUAUAGAGAGAACAACUAUGAGCCAAGAAGUGAAGCUACAUUAAUUUGUGCAAUCUGUUUAGAACAAUUAUAUUCUGAUAUGAAACCUAUGUGUACUCGUUGUGGACAUAUAUUCUGUGAACAUUGUUUACAAUUAGCUUUGCGUGUAUCAAAAAAGUGUCCAACAUGCAAAAGGGUUGUUAAAAUUCAAACCUGUACACGUUUACAUUUUUAGUUUAC